This is a messenger RNA of Rhincodon typus (whale shark), 3571 nucleotides long. RefSeq names its product adenylate kinase 9 (gene ak9). Gene Ontology annotation, cellular component: cytoplasm; mitochondrion. Gene Ontology annotation, molecular function: ATP binding; AMP kinase activity. Lineage: Eukaryota; Metazoa; Chordata; Chondrichthyes; Orectolobiformes; Rhincodontidae. The record is from RefSeq and is a predicted model, not a curated record. The transcript is spliced from 26 exons. The coding region runs from base 1 to 3504 and encodes 1167 amino acids. Gene Ontology annotation, biological process: nucleobase-containing compound metabolic process.
AUGAAGACCGUCAAUGUUUUAUGGGACAGAAGCCAUAAAACGGAUUCCGAAUCCGACCUUGACGAGGAACUGACCAGCUUAUGGGUCGCCGAAGAGACAGACUUCUGCCAGGUUGUUGAUGAGGAGGAAGCCAGAAAGCGUUUAAAGAAACCACUAGUCCUUGCCGAUCUCAUUGAUGAAGAUGAAGUCGAGAGAAAAGUUUUGCUGUCAAAGCCAACGUGUUUCUUAAUUGUGGGGAAACCAUCUGUUGGGAAAAAAACUUUAGCUAAAAGCUUAGCACAGGCAUGGAAGUCAAUUUUGAUUGAACCCCAGCAACUUAUACAAGAAAACAUCGAUGCAAACACAGAAAUUGGGAAACAGUUUCAGGAGUGUCUCCUUAGGGGUGAGAGCAUUUAUGAGGAGCUGGUAAUAAACUUGAUGCUGGAUAAACUCCGCUCUCCAGAGGUUGCUCAUAGAGGUUAUGUUUUAUGUGAAUUUCCUUGCCUAUCCGAGGACUACUUGAAGAUCCCAGAACAAAUACAACUCAUAAAAAGUUUGGAGCUAAAGCCUGACUUUAUCAUUAAUAUCAAGUGUCCUGAUUAUGACUUGUGUGAACGUGUGUCUGGACAACGUCAAGAUCCUCUCACUGGGAAAAUAUACCAGCAAGAACAAUGGAACCCAGACAAAGGAGACAAAGAUAAAGCCAAAGCAGAACCUGAAGAAGAAGAGACUGAAGAAGAGGAGGAAGUAGUUGAGGAGGUUGAAGAGGAUGAAGGUUUAGAUCUUGAUGCAGGCCUUAUUGCACGUUUAGUGAAGAGACCCGAUGAUCUUCGCGCAAUUAUUGAAAAACAAGUCGCCCUAUACAAAGACAAAAUGUUGAGGCUUUUAGAGGAUUAUAUGGCUGAUCAUGAUCGACAAAAUGUGAUAGAAUUGGAUGGAAACAACAAGCCAGAUGAGUUGUUUGUGUCAGUGAUGUACAAAUUGGAAUUCCUGGGUUUACAACCUGCAGCUCUAGUACAAUCCCUAAAUGAAGAAGAUGAAGAAGAAACACCAGAAGAAAUUGAAGAUGAUGAUCUGUUCCGAUCUGUUGCAGCAAUGAAGCGUGUUGCGCCUGGAUACCGCUGGCGUAGGAGCAAGUGGGGUCGAGUGUGUCCUGUCUCUUUAUUUGAAGGCAACUACAUUUUGGGCAAAUUGCAGUUUGUUGCUAGCUAUCUGGACAAAAUGUAUUUCCUUUCAUCUGAGGAAACUUUGAAGAAGUUUAUCUCAAAUCCUCGACCAUACCUUCUCCCUCCACAGCCUCGUCCACCUUGUAAGGUUGCAAUAUUGGGUCCAAAAUCUGCAGGAAAGACCACUCUCUGCAAAUUGCUUGCACAGAAAUAUGAUGCAAAGGUUCUGGACAUGUUCGAGCUUUUGGAGCCACAACGAGAGAAAUUGAAGUUUGACCAUAUUGAAAAGGUUCGGGCAGAAGCACUGCAAUCAGCACUCGUUACUGUUAAAGAAAAUCUGGCAAAAACAAUGUUAGAAGAAGCUCAAGCUGAAUUUGAACGGCAACAAUCUCAGGCAGUUAAAUUAGAGAACGUAACCAUAACAGAAGAAGAUGAGGAGAGUGGUGGUGAAUCAAAAGAUACUGGUUCAGAAACAUUUAAUGUAGCAGCACCUUCCAAUGAUUCAGCGAAAGUACCUUUUGACAUUGAAGCUGUAAAGCAACAAUUGGAAAUUCCAGAGGACCACCCAGAUGUAAAAGAAAUUGUGAAUAAGGCUGUUCAGAAUGCGAUGCAGGAUGAUUUGCAAUUGCCAAUGAAUGACUACAUGGAUGCAUUGUUAAAAGCUCUUUCAGAGAUUAUGGAAGAACAGAAGGUGAAGAAUCCUGAUCAUCUUGUGGCUGGGGGUUGGGUACUGGAUAAUUUCCCAGAGACAAUGGAUCAGUGUAGAGUAAUGUUAGAGCUAGGUUUUGCUCCUGAUAAUAUAUUCCUGCUACAUAAUGCUGUGGAUGAUGGAAAAUUCUUGCUGAAUAGAUUGUAUAAUUUAAAUAAAGAUCUGAUUGAAAUCAAGAUGAUCCAUAGACUUAAAGAGGCAGAAAAAAAUAAACGUGACAAAGAAGCCACAUUAGCACCUGGAGCAGAGAAUCCACAAGCAGAGACCCUGGAGAUGAAAGGGGAAAGUGAAGUUGAAGGGGAAAUGAAGGAGCCGGCUCAAUCUAAAUCAGACCUUGAGAUUUCUGAAGUGCAAACCUCAACAGAAACAGAUCAAAUUGCAUCUGAUCAACAAAUUACAAUUGAAUCAGAACCUACGAUUGAAUUGGAACACUCACCUGUAUCUGACACUCAAACAGAAAUAGAACCCGAGCCUGAAAUCACAUUACCUGCAGUUCCUGAGGGAGGUUAUCCAGAGGGUCCAGAAAUGGAUCAUUAUCGCAAGAUUAUCUCUGAAUACGUACAUGGAUUCAGCUCAAUUGAAGUAGUGCUUCGAACAACUGUAUAUAAAAUGUUGGAGAUUGCGGAGAAAACUCCAGAUGCUCUUUUGAAAGAAGCUGUUGAAAUUAUGGAAAAACCCUUCAAGUAUUAUGGCUGGGAAUUAUCUGGUGCAGACUUUGACGAAGAACAAGAAGAUGCUGAAGUAUUAGCAGAGGAAGCAGAAGAAGAAGUUGCUGAAGAAGAGGAGGAAGUGGAGGAGGAUGAAGAAGAGGAAGAAGAAAAUGAAGAUUUGGCUCAACAAAAGAACAGACAGAUGGGAGAAAGUAAACAUUACUGUCCCGUGGUCUUAAAAGAAAAAGCAGUUCUUCAUCCAGGUGAUAAAGAAUGUGGUGCUAAAUAUCGAGAAAAAUAUUAUUAUUUUUCUCAUCCAACUGCUAGAGAUGAAUUCUUAAAGAAUCCAGAAGAAUAUAUAAAUGAAAAUGAACCUCUAAAGCCACCUCCAUUAAGGUUAUUCGUAUUUGGGGCUAAAGGAUCUGGUAAAACAAUUAAUAGCAGAUGGUUGGCAAAAAAAUUCGGCAUCUUUCACAUUCAGUUCGUUGAAUGUAUUCAGGAGCUCCUUUUCCCUAAAACUAAAAAAAAGAUUGGGCCUGAAUACGAUGAUGAACCAACAGAAGAAGAGCUGAUUGAAAUAGCAACCAUUGCAGCACUUGAAAGGGGUGAACCAGCUGAAAAUAUUGAGAUUGAAAAUGAAAAACCAGAGGAAGAAGAAGUGGAGUAUACUGCAGAAGAAGAAGCCAUGAAAGCAUACCUCCUUGAAGAUGAGCAAUUGCCAUCAGAAAUCCUCGAUAAACUUAUUCCAAAGUGGUGGAAUGAAGAACCAUUCAAAUCUACAGGGUUUGUUCUGGAUGGUUUUCCAGCUACAUCAGACGAAGUUCAGUACCUAGCAAAAUAUAGCUUGUUCCCAGAUGCAGCCAUUUUCAUUAAGGUUGAAGAGAGUAAUGUGAUAGAUUGGAUCCUUCCUUCAAGACUUGAAAAAUGGAAAGAAAAACGCAGACAAAAGCUAGAACGCAAGAAUAAAAUAAAAGAAUUGAAGAAAAAAAUAAGGGUAUGAUUAGGAGAACUGCUUGUAAUGAGAACUUGUCAACAAAGUGGCCUUUUGUAAUGUAUUAACUGUAAAU